Cladophialophora immunda is the source of this 2629-nucleotide messenger RNA. RefSeq lists its product as uncharacterized. Gene Ontology annotation, molecular function: glycosyltransferase activity. The transcript has a single exon. NCBI's taxonomy places the organism in Eukaryota, Fungi, Ascomycota, Eurotiomycetes, Chaetothyriales, Herpotrichiellaceae. Gene Ontology annotation, cellular component: membrane. The coding region runs from base 188 to 1957 and encodes 589 amino acids. The record is from RefSeq and is a predicted model, not a curated record.
CAAACACAUCCCCUGAAGCUUGGGAGUCUCAGCUGUUCAAACCCAAGCCCGCAGGGAUAGACGGAGUGCACGACGCAAAAAUGGCCUCCUUGCACGCUCCCUUUCGUGGUCCUUCGUGUCCUCUUCAACCUUCGAUCACCUCGUCGUCCUCCCCAGAGGUUGAGUGCCUCCCCGUGCCCGGAACAACAUGUCCAUGUCCCUUCCUCGAGCAUUGGGCCCUGUGAGGCUACUCAUUGUAUUCAUCGCUUUGGUCUCCCUGUUCCUCUUCCGAUCCUACUACCUUCCCAGUCCCGACGAUGCCGCAUAUGGCUUGACUUCUUCGACAUCCAUGUGGAAGAGCUCGAGCUCCCACUCCGCCGCUGUCGAAGAUGUAGCUGACGUCGAGCUUGAGGACGGCUACUACGAGGUCAAUGAAGACCCGGAUCUAGUCACCCAACCGGAGCAGUAUGCAGAAACGGGCCCUGAACCAGAAUUAGAACCAGAACCAGAGUCUGAGCCUGAGCUGGGACCUGAUAUGGAUGCUGAGUCUGCACCUGAACCUGAACCUGAAUCUGAAUCCGAACCUGAACCCGAACCCGAACCUACACCCAACGACGACUUCGCGUCCGAGUCCGAGUUCGAGUCCGAGUUCGAACCAGAGCCAUCCAGUUCUCGUGAAACUGUCCCCGUGUCAACUCCCACAUACGCAACCGACCCUCGCAUCCCACCGUGUCGCCAGCUGCCGGGCGCAGACAAAGUGGUGGUCAUGGUUAAGACAGGGGCUACCGAAGUCUUUUCGCGGGUCCCUGAACAACUCGUUACACUGGCUCAGUGCGUGCCUAAUUUCAUGGUCUUCUCGGACAUGGAGCAGCAAGUGGGGGAGUUUCGGAUUCAAGAUGCCUUGGACGAGAUUGGAAAGGAAUAUAAGGAGAACCAUGAUGACUUCCACUUCUACAACGAAGUUCACGCCGCCCACGUUGCGCAUGGCGACGUGAGUGUGCUGGGAUCCGACAAGGCCUGGGCGCUGGAUAAAUGGAAAAACAUCCCCAUGCUCCACAAGGCUUACCUGAAGUAUCCAGAUGCUGAAUGGUUUGUCACAAUCGAUGCCGACACAUAUCUGAGCUGGGCGAAUCUCUUGCUUCUGCUCGACCGCAUGGACCCGGACGAACCGCUCUAUGCAGGGUGCGUCUAUUGGCAUGGCCCUACUGCAUUUGCUCAAGGUGGCACGGGCUACCUAUUAUCUCGCAAUGCGGUCCAGAAAUUCGAGGAGAUACGUACCCCUGACAGGAUCGCCGAUUGGGAGAAGGAGACCUCAACGAUCUGCUGCGGCGAUGUCAUGCUGGGGGUUGCGAUGGGCCAAGCAGGAGUCAGCGUCAGCGGUGCCUGGCCGAUGUUCCAGGUAGACCCUCCGUCUGGCUUCGUCUGGUCCGAUACUGUGUGGUGCACUCCGGCCAUAACGUGGCACCAUGUGCAUUCUUACGAGGUGGAAGCGCUCUGGCAGUUUGAGAAGGACUGGAUCAAUAAAACCUGGGACGACGAAGACCCUGGUGCAGUCCCAUACCUGUACAAGGACGUCUUUGAAGAUUUUGUCCGCCCCCACAUCACUGAGCACAAGAAAGACUGGAACAACCUUUCUGGGGACAAGACUUUUACGCAACCUAAAGAGGACCACGUAAAAGAAGACAACGACUGGGACUGGAAAAAUGACGAGGAGAAACAACAGAUGUGGGAUGAUCUUUCCGAGCUCGAGAAGAAAUCCGUGGAAUCCAUCGAAGAUUGUCGCGAGGUUUGUCAGAAGGACAGGCAAUGUAUGCAGUUUGCGUGGCAUCCUGGAACCUGCAAACUCAGCCAUUCUAUCAAGAUGGGUCGGCCGGUCGACUCGAAAGACGAGUACACCUCUGGGUGGAUGACCGACCGGGUCGAAAAAUUCAGCGCUGCCAGAUCAGAGUGCGGCGAGGUUUCAUGGAAAGUGGGCUGAAAGGACAGUCUGAUCUCCCUAACAUGAUGUCCACGAUACGACGACAAUCUCUUCGCCCCACUGCUGGGUUCCCGACGUUACAAAGAACGGCUUCCGAAUCUCAUGAGCCUUCCUGGUGAUCCAUAUUGUCCUUUCUCUUCGAAACGAAUCGUGUUUUUGCGGUAUGCGUCUUGCCGCUUGUUGGUCUUGAAUGAUGGAUGAGCAGAGCGUUUCUGGCUCUUUGAUACCCCUACAGCUCCGGACAUCGGCGUCUUUUGCUGUUUCCGAUUUCGAUUCUCUUGUACAUAUCGUCAUUAUCUUGACGGAUACCAGCGACACUGGGUGAUUUGCGGCAACUUUUGACGAUUUAAGUGGCAAUGUACGACCAUAGAGCAGCCCUUGAAUGUUUGGUGAUGGUGUCUGGCGUUUGCCAUCUAGACAGGUUCAGCCACUGGGACAUGCAUGAGAACUGGAAUAUGAGGAUGCGUGGCGGCACUUUCAAUUGAAUGUCUGGGUUUUUUACUGCGAGGCCUUUCAAAGGCAAGGCACACGUUUUGGAAUAGCAGUCCGAUAUUAUUUGCCAGGAUCUCAUCCAUCACGGCAGGAUAAGCCUGGAGCCGGCCCAAGGAAGGCCAGCAAUGUAAUAUUCAUUUCCGGUAGACGUUUAUCUUUCUAUCUGAGCACAAUCACUCG